UCUGUUUCUUGAUCAUGUCAUUUGAGUCAUGGAUCCUAUUUACAUACGUAACAAUAUUAAUGCAUACAUGUUGUUUCAAUUGCAAAAAUUCUGAUGAGAUAGUUAAUUUACCCGACCAACCACCGGUGAAUUUCAAGCAAUUCGCGGGUUAUAUCUCCAUUGAUGACGACGCCCAACAAAGAUUUAUGUUUUAUUAUUUUGUGGAAGCCGAAUCCGACCCAUCAUCUAAACCCCUUGUGCUUUGGUUCAACGGAGGGCCUGGUUGUUCAUCUGUUGGAGCAGGGGCUUUUGUUGAGCAUGGGCCUUUUAAACCAAAGGGUGAUGUUUUGGUGAAAAAUAAUUGUAGUUGGAAUAAAGAGGCAAAUAUGUUGUACUUGGAAACACCAGCCGGAGUGGGAUUCUCAUAUUCUCUUGAUAAAUCUUACUACACAUCGGCGAAUGAUGUCCAUACAGCUGGAGACAAUCUUGUGUUCCUUGAGAAAUGGUUUGAGAAAUAUCGCGAGUACAAGGAUAGAGACUUUUAUAUCAUGGGUGAAAGUUAUGGAGGACACUAUGUUCCUCAACUAGCAACUCUCAUAGUUCACUCAAAAGCCAAAAUCAAUCUAAAGGGAAUCGCUCUAGGCAAUCCACUAUUGGAGUUUAAUACUGAUUUUAAUUCAAGGGGGGAAUAUCUAUGGUCUCAUGGUUUAAUAUCCGAUGAUACUUAUGACAUGUUUAAGAACGUAUGCAACUACUCGACGAUUAGAAGACAAGACAAUUUCAAUGCUGUUACCCCUAGGUGUGCUGUUGUUGCAAAUCAAGCUUCAAAAGAGAUUAGUGAUUAUAUUGACACGUAUGACGUCACUCUCGACAUAUGUUUGUCAAAUAUUUUCUCACAAUCACAGGUUCUUGAUCGAAAUCCAGAUCCAGAGGCAAAAGUAGAUGUCUGUGUGGAGGAUGAAACAACUAAAUACUUUAACCGAAAGGAUGUUCAAACCGCUUUAAAUGCUCGCCUUGUGGGUGUCAAAGAAUGGUCCGUGUGUAGUAGUGUUUUAACAUAUGACAUGGCGAAUAUGGAAGAACCAAUGACUCCUGUAUUGGCCUUUCUUCUCAAGUCUGGCAUUCGCGUUUUUGUUUACAGCGGCGAUCAAGAUUCAGUCCUCCCUUUAACCGGUACACGGCUGGUGGUCAAUGGCUUGGCUAAGAAAUUAGGAUUGUCCACAACUCUACCAUACAGGGCCUGGUUCAGUGACAACAACCAGGUUGGUGGAUGGACGCAAGUGUAUGGGGAUGUUUUACAUUUUGCAACCGUUAGAGGGGCAGCACACGAAGCCCCAUAUACGCAACCUGAACGAUCAUUUGUUCUUUUCAAAGCUUUUUUGGCAGGAAAACCGUUGCCACAUAUUGAAGAAAAUAAUCAAAACAUGAGAAUCGUGAUGCCUAAUAUUUAGAUUAAAGAAAACUCACAUGUAU
This is a messenger RNA of Helianthus annuus (common sunflower), 1452 nucleotides long. Its product is annotated as serine carboxypeptidase-like 45. Gene Ontology annotation, molecular function: serine-type carboxypeptidase activity. The transcript has 10 exons. Bases 15 to 1430 code for a protein of 471 amino acids. Lineage: Eukaryota; Viridiplantae; Streptophyta; Magnoliopsida; Asterales; Asteraceae. Gene Ontology annotation, biological process: proteolysis. The record is from RefSeq and is a predicted model, not a curated record. Gene Ontology annotation, cellular component: vacuole.